CGCCGCCUCGCAUACACCGUCAACGGGCUAUCCGGCCUCUGUCUCCUCCUAUGGAUCCGCGACCACCACAUCCGCCUCGACCAUGUGCGAGGGAGCAGCAUGGCGCCGACGCUGAGUCCCGACGCAAACGAGACAGGAGACGAAGACUGGGUAUUCGUGCGGCCCUACAGCGAAGCGUGGAGCAGCAAGCGCGGCCUCGAGCGCGGCGACGUCGUCACAUUCUGGAAGCCGCACAACCCCGAGCAAGUCGGCAUCAAGCGCGUCGUCGCUCUGCAAGGCGACACGGUGUAUCCGAAGCGUGGGUAUGCGCUGGAGGAGCAGGGGAAGAGGUUGCAGGGCGGGAUGGAUGGGCUGCCGGAUGAGGAUCGUGAUUCGGUGGCGUGGGGGAGGGAGCAGGGUAAGAUUGUCGUGCCGUAUGGGCAUGUGUGGGUUGAGGGGGAUAAUUGGCGGAGGAGCUUUGAUAGUAGGGAUUUUGGGCCGGUUAGUAGGGGGGUUGUUGAGGGGAGGGCGGUGGCGGUUUGGAGGGGGUGGUUUGAUGUUAGGGUGAUGGGUGAUGAGAGGGGGAGGAAUGGGAAGGGGGCGAGUAGGGUUGUGGAGAGGAAGGGGGAGGCGGUGGUGCCUGAUGUGUUUUUGGAGUGA
Dothidotthia symphoricarpi CBS 119687 is the source of this 639-nucleotide messenger RNA. RefSeq names its product LexA/Signal peptidase. Gene Ontology annotation, molecular function: serine-type endopeptidase activity. Gene Ontology annotation, cellular component: mitochondrial inner membrane peptidase complex; membrane. The transcript has a single exon. Lineage: Eukaryota; Fungi; Ascomycota; Dothideomycetes; Pleosporales; Dothidotthiaceae. The annotation marks the transcript as partial. The record is from RefSeq and is a predicted model, not a curated record.